Aspergillus pseudonomiae is the source of this 1355-nucleotide messenger RNA. Its product is annotated as putative mitochondrial export translocase Oxa2. Bases 189 to 1241 code for a protein of 350 amino acids. Gene Ontology annotation, cellular component: mitochondrial inner membrane. Lineage: Eukaryota; Fungi; Ascomycota; Eurotiomycetes; Eurotiales; Aspergillaceae. The transcript has a single exon. Gene Ontology annotation, molecular function: membrane insertase activity. Gene Ontology annotation, biological process: mitochondrial respiratory chain complex IV assembly; protein insertion into mitochondrial inner membrane from matrix. The record is from RefSeq and is a predicted model, not a curated record.
CAUAUAAUCACAUGAUUUGUUCUUUUGUUUUUCUGGUGUGUAUCCGGAGAUAUCUCUAACAACGCAAUUGCCUUUACUACUGUACUUUAUAGAUAUAUAUUCUCUUCUUUGCUUCCUCUUCUCCGCAUCUUGUGCUAUCGCCCAUAUCGGACGCUAAUAAAGCAACCAGCAAGCCAUUGGCCGGCAAGAUGAGGCCUUUCCAUCGCUCACUCCGCGCGCCGCGGAAGACGACUUUGCAGCAAACCCGGCAUUUCCACCCAACAAGACCGUCGCCUUUUGUUAACGAACUAUUAGACGCUUCGUCCACAUUCAUACAGGGCGUUCAUUCAAUCAGUGGUCUGUCAUGGGCAGUAUCCAUUCCAUUGACCGCAUUGAUCGUUCGAUCAACCGUCGCAAUGCCUCUACAGAUAUAUACCAAGAUCCAAGCGCGCAAGGAGCGGGAUCUGGUUCCACUUCUCUCUUCCUGGAAGAAGUACUACAAGGAUGAUAUAUUGAGAAACAAGUUCAAAGUCGACGACGUUAAUGACAUUCAAAACCUUUCGACCGCUACUCCUAUGCUGGCGCAACGUAUGAAAUCGAAACAUGCGGACUUGAGAAAGCGAUGGAACAUCCCAAAGUUCUGGAAGCCACUUAACUUUCUCCAAAUUCCCAUUUGGAUAUCAGUCAUGGAGGCUCUCCGAGCCAUGUCUGGAAAUGACAAGGGUCUUAUUCCGUAUCUUCUGUCCCUCGUCGAGCCUACCUCUUCAUCAGGAGCCCCUCGUCUCCAUCUAGAGGUCGAGCCCUCCCUAGCGACGGAAGGCGCGCUUUGGUUUCCGGAUCUACUAGCAGGCGACACAACGGGUAUUCUGCCAGCGGCAUUGACCAUGUCUAUCCUGCUCAACAUCAGCGCCGGCUGGAAAGCCAAGAAGUUCUCGCAGAUGGCCGAUUUGCCGAAGAUAGAGCUCUAUAGGGCUUUGACCGUGCGCGGAAUCAGGGCUUUCAUUCAGGUUCUGGCGCUGAAUGUCGGUCUUUCGUCUUACUACUAUGAAAUGCCCGCGGCGCUUCUGCUCUACUGGGUCACCAGUACGAACAUUGCCACGCUGCAAACCGUUUUCCUAGACAAGUGCAUGUUCAGGAAGGAACCACUAAAGCCCUGGAAGCAGAUGCAUAUCGGGUACACUGCAAACAAAGCGUGCGCUCCGGAGGACUCAAUUUACAGAGCUACCAUGACGGACGCAAAGGGCUUCAAGGGACUCCACUAGGGGUGAUUACUGGAUGAUUCAAGAGAGAUGCAUCUGUCAGUAUGGAGCUUGCCAAAUGGGCCGAUAAUAGCUGCGGGCCAACAAUAAGAAAGGCCUGCUUUCGCUCCGCUAGGA